AUGCCAUGGAUACAGAUCAGCCUCCGAUUACACGAUGUUCCUCAGAAUGAAGGCGUACCGAAAGACUAUAACCUGAAACGCCAGAAUAUAAAUGCAGAUAAAACAGCCUAUACUGUGCAAAAUACGUUUAUAUUUACAGAAAAAGACCUUCCAGGCUAUAAAGAUAGGACGCAUCUGUUAUUCAACGAGAACCAGCCGCAUGGCCGAUCAUAUGUGUAUGAACAGAUGAAGCGCGAUUCAAGGAAGAAGGCCAACAAAAAGAAAUGGGAGCCGUAUACGAGAAAGACCAUUCCAAAACAAACCGCAAUCGCUGCAAAAGUACACGACGAGUUCAACUGCCUCCCAGUUGAAAACGAAGAAUAUCAGAGAAUUGCUGAAAAGCGAGCCUUGGAAGCCCUUAAGCCAAAGAAGGAGACCAAAUUUAUUGAACGGGUUACUGGCAAGAUGUUGCAGCCGAAAACUGCCCAAGACGCCGAUAAAUCCAAUUUUAUCCAAGUUACCAAACCUCCAAAAGUCCGCGCACAGGACAACAAAACUACUCGUAUGCCACAAAACGAACUCCUGGAUCUCGUAUACGCCUGCUUCCGACGAUACAGGUAUUGGCCUUUUAAAUCUCUCAAAGCUGAGCUCAAACAGCCAGAAGCCUAUCUUAAACAAACACUGGAGAUGGUUGCACAUCUUGUUAAGAGCGGUGAUUUCGCAAUGACUUGGGAAUUGAAACCAGAAGCCCGAGAAGCGAACUACGCAAAUGCUUUGGCUUAUAAAGAUGCGACACAAGAGUUGGCUCCGAGCGCUUUAGAUGAAGGUUCUGAAGGAGAACCGACCGCUUCGGGUCUUGGCACAGAUAACAAUGAGGAUGAGAAUAUCAAGUUUGAGAAUGUAGGUUGA
Molecule: messenger RNA, 888 nt
Organism: Uncinocarpus reesii 1704
Lineage: Eukaryota; Fungi; Ascomycota; Eurotiomycetes; Onygenales; Onygenaceae
Exons: 3
Coding region: 1-888 (295 amino acids)
Biological process (GO): transcription initiation at RNA polymerase II promoter; transcription by RNA polymerase II
Cellular component (GO): transcription factor TFIIF complex
Source: RefSeq, a predicted model, not a curated record